AUGAGGCUCAUUAACACGCAUACUCUUGAGCUCGAGGAGAGCUACAAUAACAUACCACCUUAUGCCAUUUUGUCCCACACCUGGGAAGAUGGCGAAGUUGCAUUGGGCGAUUGGCAAAAUAUUGCCGAGGCCAAGAAGAAGAGAGGCUAUCGCAAGAUCGAGUUGAGCUGCCAGCAGGCCGCACGCGAUGGCCUCGAUUACAUCUGGGUGGACACGAACUGCAUUGAUAAGACAAGCAGCGCCGAGCUCUCCGAGGCCAUCAACUCCAUGUUCGCGUGGUACCGUGACGCUACUGUUUGUUAUGUGUUUUUGGAAGAUGUGCGCAUACCAGAGAGGCUUCAAGCGGAGCCAUCCGAGACUUUCCUGGAGGAUUCAUCGGUAAAGGCGGCCUUCACGAAGAGCAAGUGGUUCACACGUGGAUGGACGUUGCAGGAGCUUGUUGCACCUUCAAAGGCCGUCUUCUUUUCCUAUGAAUGGCUGCCGAUUGCAACCAAGGAAAAUCAAAGAAAGCUUCUGAGCGACAUCACUGGCAUCGACAGCGAUUACAUCAGGCGGCCCUCCCGCAUCCAAACCGUCAGUGUGGGAAGGCGCAUGUCCUGGAUGGCCAAGCGAAAGACCACGCGCACAGAAGACAUUGCGUAUUGUAUGCUCGGCAUUUUCGGUAUCCACAUGGCUUUGCUGUAUGGCGAAGGCCACAGGGCGUUUCUUCGCCUGCAAGAAGAAAUUAUCCGCGUGACGAAUGACCAGACGAUAUUCUGCUGGCAAGCCAAUGUCAAUGGUAGCAACGGAACCGGCAUCAGGCAUCUGUUCGAGGAUUCGGAGCUGUACGGCAACAGCCAUGACAGACACCGCAAGGAAGAGCUGCGGGAGUGGACCAGCAUUUUGGCGCCACAUCCAACUGUAUUUCAGGACUCCGCCCUGUAUUUUCCAGAAUCGAGAAACCCCGAUUUUCGGAGCGCAGGCGCAGAUGCGGGAGAGCCAUACGCGAUCACCAACUUUGGCUUGAGAAUAUCGUUGCCUUUACUCUACACCUCAAAGGGUGCAUGCGCCGUUUUGGAUGUUGGCUACCGCAGAACGUCCAACGUGGUGUCCCGAGUCCUGAUCCCGCUGCAUCGUGUGCACGAUGGCCAGUACAUUCGCUUGUCAACAAAGCUCUUGGUAACAACAGUGCCAGAGGCUCUCAUGAAGAAGCGUACUCGAAUUUUUGUCGAUUAUCGCAACGCCCGGCCCCGUGGCUCCGAUCUGCUAUUGUCUUUGAGGCUCAGCGCCCGUACUGUCAAUAUGAGCGACGUGCAAAAAUACCCAGUGAUAUUUCUCACCUUCAACAGGCCUGUGGACAUUGAGAGAGUGCCCGUCGUUUCGUCCGGAAUGGACUUCAUCUCUCUCCAUAGCGCCAUCGAGGUCAGCGACAAUACGCCGGACUCGCAGGGUGCUCUCAUCCUCACCGGGAAGGGCGCCAACUCUGAAUCCUUCCAGCUGCUGAUAGGUGGAAGGUUCAGUUCCUUGCAAGCAGCACCUUCGGUGGCCCAUGUCAGUCCCAGGGCAAAAGACUUACAGCCGAUCAUGGAUUGGCACGCCGAUCUGUCGGACUCGCCUCCACUUGAUCCAGGUCACUGGAACGAAGACUCUCUCAAGCCGUUGAUCGACCAGCUACCCUCGGAUUUUUUUGGCUCCUGGUGCGCGUCCAGGACAUUGAAGAACGUCCUGUCCUGGCGAUACUCACCAACAGGGGCACUUAUCUGCUACUUUGAGCUGAAUGAGCUGCAGAGCUAUACUCCCGACGACCCGGCACAAACAGCCUCACUGCCAGACGCCGAAGACAACAACCGCUUCAGCCACCUGCAUCGGUGCAACUCAGACAUGACGUCCCUGCAACGAUUGUACAAAGCGAUCAAAUUAGAAGAUGGAGAGACCAAUGGACACGGGUAUGACCCAAGUGAACCACAAACUGCCUUGCGGACACAGAGCAUGCCAGUCCCGGAUGCCGUCAAGCACAACGGGAAGUUCAAUCGCAAGCCGGAUAUGGAGAUUCGAAAAUUUGGCGAAUUUCUUGCCAGCAGACGUUAG
Grosmannia clavigera kw1407 is the source of this 2067-nucleotide messenger RNA. Its product is annotated as het domain containing protein. The record is from RefSeq and is a predicted model, not a curated record. NCBI's taxonomy places the organism in Eukaryota, Fungi, Ascomycota, Sordariomycetes, Ophiostomatales, Ophiostomataceae. The transcript has a single exon. Bases 1 to 2067 code for a protein of 688 amino acids.